Xiphias gladius (swordfish) is the source of this 3557-nucleotide messenger RNA. RefSeq lists its product as uncharacterized. The record is from RefSeq and is a predicted model, not a curated record. The transcript has 5 exons. NCBI's taxonomy places the organism in Eukaryota, Metazoa, Chordata, Actinopteri, Istiophoriformes, Xiphiidae. The coding region runs from base 217 to 1398 and encodes 393 amino acids.
UCAGCGUUUGGAGGAGUAAAGCUAGAUAUGAACUCACUCCUAUCAUGCAUCACUUUUCCCGUUUCACUCCAAUCAUCCCGUCAAGUUCAGAGAGAACGGUAGGUGUGUGGAACUCUUAUCAGAUCCACCGGUUGUUGAGCACGGUGUAUAAAUAUUGGACAAACCGCGAAGGUCAGUACAAACCUGCACGCAGAACGAACGACCGAGCUUAGAGCCAUGGCGAUGUUUGGGAAGGUUUUGGAGCCAGUGGGCUACAUGCAAACUGUGAGGGUCCUUGUUCAGGGAAUCUGCUCCUAUCUGGGCGGCAGUGCCACAGCGGAGGAGACUGAGGUGGCCAAGAAGAACCUGGACCACAUCGAUCAGGAGCUGGGAGCAUCGGGUCACGGCCUGCUGGACGACCAGGAGGUCCACCGGCUGGAGGACGACCUGGCAGUGGUCUACUACCAGCUGGGCACAGCGGUGAGGGCCCAGUCAGACUUCACCAAGAAGGAGACGGAGGUGUUCCUGCAGUAUGUGCAGGACUACCGUCUGGAGAGGCAGGUGACGGCGCUCUACAACCGUCUGAUGGGAGUGUCGGCGCUGACCGACCAGCCGACCCUCCUGGAGGAGCUCAUUCUGACCCGCAAGCCCAAACGCUGGGAGCUGAGGGAGUUCUGCGUCAAGAUAAACUUUGUCCUGGGCACCGGUCUGCUGUGUCUCUUCACGCAGGCUUCUCUGACAGGCAGAGAUCAGGGUCUGCUGAUGAAGACCUGGUCCGACCGCAUGGGUGCCCUCUACAGGAAGAUGAAGAACACAGGUGGUCGCUGCUUAGGAUACUUUCUGGAGCAGGCGGAAGAGGACAUUCGGCAACAGCUGCACGAAGCCGUGCAGAACCGCGCACCUCCUGAGGAGGCGGCGACAGGCAUCCUGAAGGCCCUGGAGAAGAACUAUGAUUGGCUGCGCUGGGCGGUGAUGCUCCACCCUGCCGUGGGAUCCAUGGAGGACGAGACGGAGGAGGAGACGCAAGAAGAAAAGGAAGAUGCACCGGCAGAACAGCAGCGCAACAAUUUCCUAUCUGUAGCGUCCGAAGCUCCGAUCCCCCAUGUGGUGGCUUGCUACCGUGACGCACCCACUUCGCUGGACAAGAGUCGCAUCCACCAGCUUAUCCAGGACCUGGAGUGGAAGAUCCCCAACCCGCCCCCUGAGGUUUAUGCUUCCAUCGAGGAGGACCCCGGCAGGGCGCGCCGCUACCUAGCCUCCCGCAUGCUGAAGAAGCUGCAGGAGGGGCUGGGAUCUGGUGUGGCCGUCCACGUGGUGCCGGGCAGGAUGGAGAUGAAGUGCAACUUCCCUCCAGCCUCCUACUACCUCUACGAGUACAAACACCGGCUGGCCUCGGGCACCGUGUGCGUGUUCGGAUGAAAGGGAAACCAGGGGGGUACAACCUGCUGUUCUCGCACAGAUGUUUGAUAAUCAUAUUACAGUAUCUGCUUUAUUUUUCUUGCUUUCACACUGGCAUUGACUUGUCUUGUGUAAUAUUACUUCCAAAUAAAUGUCAUUUUAGAGAAAAGGGAAAAUGACAUACACGAGUUUUUACCUUCCUUUAAAGCAAACUUCCAGUUUCUAACAACUUUGGUCUGAUCCAGCGACGGUAAUGUCGGACGGUAGGCACCCCCACUUUCGUCCAGACCAAAAUAGCUCAACAAACAUUGGAUGGAUUUUAAUUUUGUACAGACAUUCAUGCUCAUUCAUGAACAGGAUGAUAUCGCUACAGCAAAGUCCAACCGGGGGAAAACACAUGAAGUCAGACCAUCAGCCAGGUGGUUUUUACCAGUUUAGCCAGAUUAUCUACAGGACUAUUUGAAGUUAAAAACUAAGGAUCAAAGUUGUACGAGAGUUGGGUAAUAAUUUUAUUGUUGUUCUCUGUUCAAAUAAGUUCAGCUAACACGGCGGUUUGUUUUAAACCUAUGAUUGUCUGACUGCCUGUGUUUCUUGCCCAAUCUUUCGCCUGUUCCAUAAAUGUUGACGUGUUCCCAGAUCUCAGCAAUUAACUUGGUGAGUACAAUGUUGUUUUUAUUGAUAGGAAUCAUGGCGAAAACCAAAAAUGAAAACAAAGCCAAAGUUGUACGAAACCAGAAUGUCCCUUUCUGGCUUUGUCACUAACAUAUGCAUUGACUUUCUAAACCUCAAUAACAAAAUCGCAACUUCCACAAGGAGGCAGAGAUCAAAUGUUUGACCCGUCUUUCCUGUUGAGGUCAUUGUUCAUUGCUGAUAACUGAUGGAUCAGAAGACAGAAUAAUUCCCAGUCAGAGUCAGUGUUGUAAAAAUGUCCAUCUUAUCAACGAAUAAGUGUCUGACUCGUGUCCACAAGAGGAACCAGCAACAUCUCUUACUGUCCAUCACAUAAUAACAUAAAUUGCUCCUUAGCUCCUGUCCUUUUCAUACAGUUAAAAAAAAAUCCAAUUACUGUUUUUGGACUUACACAAGUCCACCAUCAAAGUUGAGGUGAACCAUGUUUUCCAAGUCCUUCCUGACAUCUGGGAUGCCCUCCAGCACCUGCCGAAAGUCGUCAAAGGACAGCGAGAAGCACUGGCAGUCGGUCAGCGCCUUCACCGUGGCCAGAUGUUUGCCUUUGGUCAGCACGCAUGUCUCUGUUUUGCACAUGGAGGGAACCACAAGAGCGUGGUUAAUGAGCGAGUAAACCCUAAUGACGGGGAUGAGCUCUGACAAUUAAUCCUAAAUUAAAUAAGCAGACUUAGCUCAGUUAUUUCGGGAAGCCUGCUUAGCUCUAAACGCUGCUGAGCUUUGGUUCCAAAAAGAUUAGGGCCCGUUCGCACUUAUAGCCUGAGAAUUAAGUAAAUCCCACAAAUUGGAAAAGAUAGAUUUAUUCACUUUGGUGAUUUUUUAGAAAAAAAAAUGCUUCUUGCUCACCUAUGCAAACAAACAGGAGCUUGCAGAAGUGCCCGUGCAUGUGUAUACAUGUGUGACAAGUUGGGAAUAAUCAACUGGGUACUUUCAGAAUCACACAACACCUGCCUACAAUCUGAAUCCAAAUAUAAUAAACAAAAUAUACUGAUGUGAACUAAUUAACUAAAUCUCCACAUGGCAGUUGCUUUAGCUUAAUUUUUUCCCGUCCGUACCUGUUCCAGUUUCUUUUAAAAACUGCCCUUGUAUACAGAAACUGUGUAAAUUAAAACUCAAAUCACCGCUCUCUGGUGCCACCUAGCCAUGCAGAUAGUUUCGGUUUUAUUUGUCCAAGUUUUGAAAUAUCUGUCUUACAGAUUUUUUGCCAGUGCAAGCUCACAGCACUUAAAAAUGACAACAGAAACAUCUUUUCCUAGAAGCUCAAUCCCUGUUACUGUAGAUAAUCCGCAGAACAAGCUGUCGGAUGUUUUCAUACGGGACUGUUUCUCUGGUAGAGAGUAGUUCCAGUGAAAACUGUUCACAGUAAGGUCUGUGGAUUAUCCAGAGUAUAACUACUAACAGUUUAAAUUGAGUUUGGCAAGAUGUCCUCAAGUGAGGACAUUACAAUGCUAACAGCCCUGCCAUAUGGAAUUCCAUUCACAUUCAUUGUAUUGGGG